GAACCCUCCAAAUCAAGGCAAUGCAAGCUCUCAUGGCGCCUGAUGGGUAGGCAAAAUCAUGCAUGCCGUGCAUGCGCGUAUUGCGGGAUGGCCUACCCCGAGUUUUGCAGGCGCCGAGCCUCUGUAAUUUGCAGGAUGAUUUUGAGAGAAACGGACGUACUUUCUGGACGAUCCCUUGGUCCACACGCGCCGCGCAUGUUUCGCGCACGCGUUGUUCUCGGCGUCCAUGUUAUCAUUUCACUGAACUUUCAAUAAAAGUAAGUGUGCUAUAUCGGAUUAAUGAUUGUUACAUAUUUUUCUCUUUUGACAGGCGUACCUCGUCAUGCUGAUGACUACACAGCUGUUAACCCCAGGAAGAUUCUGGGGCUUCCCCAGGAAUACGCGGUUGUGCCUCUAACUUCAUUUAAUGUGAAACAAGGUCGGUGCCCUACCUCAGAUGUGAGUCGCUUGGAUUCUUUAAGCGCUGACCCAAUGUUAGAAGAACAUGCGUGGUUAGAAGCAUGUGGUCGAGCAGAGACAUCUAACACCUGGGCGGGAUUCCACUCCCGGCGGUCCCCUGAAGUCGAACACCUGGCCCGAUUUGCCGUGCUUCCGCCAUUCAAUAAUUUGGCGCACACUGUGGAAAUGAUGGCACACAGUAUCAGAGUAGCCAUAAAAGCAACUAAGCUUUUAAACCCUGAUCAGCUUGCAGUCCUUGGUGGUGACUUGCCACUUUUCGCGUUAUUGAAAGAAAUCCAGUAUACUUGCCCUGAAAUAUAUGGAGAAGAUAAAAUUUUUAUAAUGAUGGGUGGCAUGCACAUUGAAAAGGCGGCGUACACUCUACUGGGAGACAUACUGGAUGGAAGCGGUUGGUCCGCUGCACUUGUAGAGUCGAAAGUGACUACCAAAGGCAGGGCUGACUCUAUGCUGACGGCUUCCCACAUCACUCGCACUAGAUAUGUGCACCAGGUCACUGCUGCUGCAUUUUACAGCCUAAAGUGGAAAGCAUAUGCGGAGUAUGCAGGCGAUGACCCCUUGUCUUUUGAGGAUUGGUGUCACUCAAAGCAGAAAACUCCCCAGUUUCGGUUUUGUGACAUCGUUUUGAACCUCAUUCUAGCCAUUCUGCAGUUGGUCCGGGCAACGCGAACUGCCAACAUAGAGCUUUACAUUCAGGCUCUUACAAGAAUAGUUCCCUUUUUCUUUGCACUUGACCAUCAAAACUAUGCUCGAUGGCUGCCAAUCCAUUUGAGGGACCUCAUUAAUUUGGAAAAACACCACCCUGAAUUGUGGAACGCAUUCCAGAAGGGGUAUUUUGUUGCUGCUAAAUCUUCACGGCGGUUUUCUACUAUUUCUCUGGACCAAGCUCAUGAGCAGCUUAAUGCUACUCUGAAAGGAAAUGGAGGUGUAGUUGGUUUGACAGACAGUCCUUCAGCGCUUUUGAAUUGGAUUCUUUUUGCGCCUGAAAUUGCCGACAUCGUCGACAAAUUUGAACAAAAUACCUUUAACUUUGAUCCUGAUUCGGAUGCGCACCACUUUGACACGGAAUCGGCGAGAUCAAAUUUUCUCCGUGACAAAACUGCACUAGAAGAAUAUUUUGAGAACACUGGAAAUCCUUUUGCUGAGGAAGGAAUAAAUCUCUACAACUUCGACACACGUCGCUGUGCUUCUGCAGAUGUUGUCGACACCUUUUUGAACCUGGAAGCAAAGGGAAAUGAACAGUAUUUGAAAUACACACAGGAAAGGCUGGUAACUGGAGAAGUGUCCAUUCAUGCUCCGAUCAAGCAAAACAAAUUCCCUACAUUUGCUAAAAAUAUGAGGCCUGCCAACAAAAAUCAAAACCAAAAGGAACAAAUAAAGGCCCUCAAAGACGAGAGUGAACUUUUUGGAAAACUGUUUGUUGCUAUAAGCAGGGGCAGGCCAUCAGACCUCAAUUUAUUUUUCUCCCACGAAAAUACGGAUAUUCCGCCUUCGCUUUUUCUCAAUGAUGGAAGUAUGAGGCCCCCCAAAAAUAAUAGUGACUUAGUGAAUGACUGCCUUGUUCCACUUCAAACCUGCUCACUGUAUAACCGGCCGAAAGUCACAGCAAAAAUUUUAGAUGGUGGUUUUAUCGCUCACCUGCUCAAACCUGGCGUGACUGUGACAUUUUCAGAGUUUAGGGAGAAGGUAUUUUUACCUUUCAUAGUUCAAGAGGCCUCAUCUGUGUCAAGACUAGACGUUGUAUGGGACACGUAUAUUGAACACAGCUUGAAGGAUACGACUAGAGAAAAACGAGGGGAAGGACCGAGAACGCUAGUAACUCCUGAGACAAAGCUUCCGAAAAACUGGCCAGAUUUUUUGAGAAAUGCAGGCAACAAAACUGAUUUCUUUGCCCUUCUUGCUAGAAGCAUACCCGACUGCAAAAUUAUGUGCCAGUUGUACUCAACCUUCGGUGAAGCUGUUGUGUCUAAUUGUGAACAGAGUGAUGUGUCUUUCAUCUCACCUUGUAACCACGAGGAGGCGGAUACUCGUAUGCUUCUUCACGUCGCCGACGCUGUCCGCUCCGGGCACAAGGAGAUCAUCAUCAGGAGCACCGACACCGACGUGGUCGUUCUUGCGGUGGCCUGUGUGGAAAUGCUACCGGGACUAGAAGAGUUGUGGGUUCACAUCGGGUCAGGAAAGAACCACCGGUAUAUUGCAGCUCAUGAGAUAUCCAAAUCUCUCAAACUGAAAUUAGGGCCUAAAAUGCCACAAGCGUUGCCGGCUUUUCAUGCCUUAACAGGCUGUGACACUGUUUCUGCUUUCAACAAAAUUGGCAAGAAAGGUGCGUGGAGUGCUUUGACAUUGCACCCCCAGACAGUGGACGCCCUUAUUGAUUUGGCAGAAGGGAAUAUUGCAGCAGCAAAGAGAAAGCUUUUCCGCUUUGUAAUUGCGAUGUUCAGCUCUGCGCAAUAUCAAUCGCUGGCGGAGGCACGUCGAGCGCUCUACUGCAGCACAAAACGGUCGAUGGACACCAUACCUCCAACAGAGGACGUGACUCUGCUGCACUUUUUACGUGCAUCCUAUUGUGCUCAGGUGUGGAGUCAGCUGACCGUAAGAACUCAAGCCCUUCCCUCGCCAUCCGAUUGGGGUUUCUCUCUGAAGGAAGACGGCUGGAAGCCAGUGCAUCGCUCCCAACCAACGGCUACUGAAGCCUGCAAAGACAUCAUUGUCAAAUGUGGUUGCAAAUCGGCAUGCCAGGGGAAUUGCAGCUGCUCUAAACGGCAGCAAAAGUGCACCGAUUUAUGUGCCUGUACUUGUAAUAAGGCAGAUUCAGAAAGUUAAUUAAUUUCCUUGUGAUAGUUGUGAUACUAUAAUAGUACAAAAUAUUUAUAUAUUUAUAAUUCAGAUAGCAACGAGUGCAGUAUGAUUGAAAUAAGUAGCAUGUGAUAAAUUAGUAGGUACCUAGCUGUGAUGUGCGCUGUGAAAAGAAACAGCAAUUACCAAAGUAAACGUAUUGUAAACUUUCCACAAAUAUGGUAGUUCCUGUGAUAAAAAUACUUUUAAGGUACAGUAACAGAUUUGCAAUAUUAAUAGAGUUAAUGUUUUAAAAUGUAAAACACUUACAUUGCAGUUGGAACUGGUACAAGAGUCUGGUUAUUAAAACGUAUUCGUUUUUCAUACAUUUAUUCUGAAAGCUCUUUAAUUUCGGUCAGUUAAUCU
Messenger RNA from Frankliniella occidentalis (western flower thrips), 3657 nucleotides. RefSeq lists its product as uncharacterized. The record is from RefSeq and is a predicted model, not a curated record. NCBI's taxonomy places the organism in Eukaryota, Metazoa, Arthropoda, Insecta, Thysanoptera, Thripidae. The coding region runs from base 280 to 3279 and encodes 999 amino acids. The transcript has 7 exons.